Oxyura jamaicensis (ruddy duck) is the source of this 1069-nucleotide messenger RNA. It is a transcript of the gene CGREF1, whose product is annotated as cell growth regulator with EF-hand domain 1. The record is from RefSeq and is a predicted model, not a curated record. The transcript has 5 exons. Gene Ontology annotation, molecular function: calcium ion binding. NCBI's taxonomy places the organism in Eukaryota, Metazoa, Chordata, Aves, Anseriformes, Anatidae. The coding region runs from base 43 to 852 and encodes 269 amino acids.
GCCCCCCCCCGCCCCGCCCGGCCGCUGUGCCCCGGGCGCACGAUGGGGACCCCGCGGGCGGCCCCGCUCCUGCUGCUGCUGCUGCUCCCCGCCGCCUGGGCGGCCCCGAGGGACGGGGGACACAGGUCAGAGGUUCCUCCGGCCACGAGGCCCGAUCCUGGUCCUGACCCGCUGAGCCCGGAGCCUCCCGCACUGCAGCUGCUGCGGAGUGCGGUGAGGAGCCUGGGGCAGCCAGAGCAGGAUGCCGAGGACAUGACACGGGAGCAGGCCCUGCUGUACCUCUUUGCACUGCAUGACCACGACCGGAGCGGGCUCCUGGACGGGCUGGAGCUGCUGCAGCUGCUGGGAGCGGUGUUGGCACAGGGGGGCAGGGGGCAGCCCAGCCCUGAGGCGGUGGCUGUGCUGGUGGACCGUGCCCUGGAGAGGCAGGACCGCAGUGGGGACGGGCUGCUGGACCCCCCCGAGCUGCUGCUGCCUGGCUGGGAACGGGGACCCCCAGGGGAGCCGCUGGUGGGAGAGGAGGUUGGCCAGGAGGGGAUGGUGGGGGGACACAUGGAGGGGCCCGGGGGAAGAGUGGAGACACCCACGGUGGAUGAGGAGAUGCCUGGAGUGGAUGCGGGGACAAGCAGCCCAGAGCCUGGCCCAGCAGAGAGGCAGGAGCUGCCAGACAACGCUGCCCACCCAGAGGGGCAGGGAGACCCCGGGGCUGGAGCCGCCCAGGGUGAAGUGAUGGAGGUGGAGGCAGCCCCCCAGGGUGAAGUGAUGGAGGCAGCCCCAGAGAAUGAAGUCCCCAAGGAUGAAGUCCCAAGGGCAGAGGCAGCCCCUGCUUGGGAGGACCCUGGAGAGAUGUAGGUGGUAGGGGGCUCCAGGCAGGGCUGUGACCUGCCCCGUGCUGGCCCCAGCGAUGCUGCCUCGCAGGCUGUGGGGUGCCGUGCAAUGGUUUGGAUGCCUGCUUGGGGUUCCCCCACAUGCCUAGGGCAGGGCCAGCUGCAGCAGGUCCCAGGAGGGCAGGACAUGUGUGUUUUCCCCUGUAAUGCUGCGGGACGAGGAAUACAGGAGCUACCCCCCA